UGGUGAAGUAUACGGCUGCCAGUCAGUUCUCUAGGCAGCUGAGUUGAUUAUGAGAGGUGUGCCAUCCUCUAAUGAGCUUCUUAAGGGACAGAAUGAUGAGAGACAGCAGGAACAGCACUGGUCAUGGCAGAUGGGCUCAAAGAGAAGAGCUCUGAUUUCUAAAACUGAAGGCAUUUCCAGUGACACUGCUCAGAGUGAGACUCUCAGCAUGGUGAGGAAUGCGUGACAGGCUUGAGUGACCGGAGUGGACCAUUAUGGACGGUAAGACUCCUGGUGAAUGGCUAAAGGAGAACGAGCCUUUCACACAGAGCACUGCCAGGGAACCCGCCAGUGCACCUCCUCACCAACCCCAAAACCUAACGUGUAAACCAAGACUGAGGUCACAAUCCAUUCCAGUUUUGUGCUAAAACAUUCAAGGAGUAAUGGUGAGAGACGGCCAACAAUGAUCUUUGGGGAAGAAAACAGCGUAGGCAAGAAAACAGGAGUAGUAGAUCCAAUAACCGAUUGCACAAGCGCCUCCACAGGCCAAAUCAUGAGCCGUUACUUCCAUAUUGAUUCUCCUGCAAGCCUGCAGUCUUAAUUGGGCAGGCACUAGACUCCUCACACUUACUCAACUGAUGUUUUCACACAGUUAAGCAUGAUCAGCCUGAUGGAGUCUGUCCAUAGGGGACGCACGUCUCGCUAUUUAAAACAAAAAGAAUGAAUGAACAGGUAGCUAAAUAGAUGGAUACACUUUUAAUAAAUCAUUUCUUUCUAAGAGAUUUCUAUUGGGAAAUACCUUAAGAGUUAAGGAAUGGACAAAAACUUAGUUACAAAGCAUAAUCAAGUAUAUUUCUAUGCAGUUAAAUGUUCCUUGUGUUGGUGAACAUCAGCUCAAUAGUUCAGCCUGUAGCCCCGCUGUAGCAGAGUGCACUCAGGUGUCUGUUACAUUUCAUGCUAUAUCAGUUAUAAUCUGCAAAGCCGACGUGAGUUGCGAUUACCGUGGUUUGAGAUUUUUGAUGACUUUGUAUACUGAAUGUCAUUGGAAAGGCAUCAUCUCUCUUUUGUCCUACAAGAUCUGUAUCUGGCCAUAAAAAGCACCUGCUCUCAAGAUCCCAAGAUUUUUUUUUUUAAAAAUAUAUAUAUAUAUAUAUAUAUUUUUUUAUAAACAAACAGCAAUUUUUAAAAUGGUGUAGCAGGUAUUCAAGUACCUGUGCACAUCCGUACUUCCUACAGAGCACAAUAUGAGGAGGAUUCGCUGAAUGAAGAAUGUCUAGAGCCGCACUAGCACACCGGAUCGUUUAAUAUCGAGUCAAAGUAAGGGAAAUAAAAAACAUGGUAGACAUGCAGCAAAGCCUAUUUGUUCACAGUCUCCAGUGAAAGUGCAGCUGCGCUUUCAUAAUCUGCCUAUUUUAGUCCAUGAUGCGGCAACAAAAUGGAUCAUGGAAACAGAAGAGCCUCCGCUGGCCAUCGCGUUAAGGCGCAUAUGCUGCAGACCAUUUUGUGCUUUCAUGAUCUCUCGCUCUCUCGUGCACACAUUGAAUAAAAAGGGAUGAAAAGCAAAAGGAGUGGGGGAUUAAAAAACAAAACCAAAAAAAAAAAAAGAUGACAAGGCUUUGUCAAGCACCAAAACUAGGUUGUAGCUAAAAGGACUGCAUUCUUCCAAAGUCUAAACGGUGACCUGAAUGUUCCACUUCAGUGAACUCACAAAUAAAAAACAGAAGAAGGAGUAUAAAAGGCCGAAGGGAAAGCCGCAUGCAGCUCUCAGGAUUAGUCAGUUAGUCAGAAUGGUCUAUUAAGUCCAGCGUUCGAAGUCUGGUCAGCCGCACUGCCAUCACCGUGGUAACGUGAGGUACAGGAUGGCUUUAUCAAAGCGGAGAGAGAAAUAAAGAAUGAGUGAAUGGGUAAAGGCCACCUAAUUGCAAGUAUAUCUCUCAGAUUACCAGCUGCCUCGCCACAUUAAAUACAUGGGGUUAGCAUCACCAGAGUACAAACAUCAAUUUGCAUCGACUGUAAUAUAUUUUAUGAUUUAAAUAUUAUAAAAAAAAAAAAGACAAGGUGCAUCUCGAUACAGUGAAUGGAGAAAGAGAGCAGAAAGUAAAAAAAACAGGUAAAAAGGAAAUGCGUUGAACAGCAUGACUACACGAGUAUGGUUGACUCAACGAGGAAAAGAUGCAUUGGGAGAUUUAUAGUGUUCAUUUCAGCUAAGAAUUUCCACAAAACCAGCUUGUGUGAUCGAUAUUCUGGCAGCCCCAGAGAGAGGUGGAAGAAGAAAAACUGCGAAGGAAAAGAAAGAAUCAAAUACACAAGCGCUACAUGCAUGUGCAAGGAAGAGAGAGUGGAAGACGGAAACAAGCGAGCGAGAGCAAGUGUGUGAGCGAGCGAGCGAGGGUGAGAGAGAGCGCGAGCAGGGGAGAGAGAGAGAAACAGCAGUGAUGAUCGAUGCCAGUCUGCCACCACUCUGUAGCAGUGAGAGGCUGCAACAAAAGCGCGGAAUAAAGGCUCCGCUGCUCUCGUCUCCGGUUGCCCUGCAUCUCUCCGUCUCUCCGUACACAACGCAGCCCAGACACAAUGUGCUGGCUCUGCCUGCCAUCAACAAGUUACAACUAAAGGACCCUCAGCCACAAAAAAAGGAGUAUUUGCUCUUCAAUUAAGCAACUGAGCUGACGACAUUGCGGUGGAAAGGGAAAGGGGAGGAAAAAAAGAGGGGGGGGGCGACACACUGUUCGCGAGGGUCGCUUUGGAUACAAAUCAAUUUGAAAAAGAUUAAGGAUUCCUGGAAGCAACAAGAAUGCUGGACCUUUCUUAAUUUGGGAACUGGAUUUUUAAAAAACCUACAAGGGAAUUAAGAACAAAAAAAAAUAAAUGGACAAAAUUCUGCAACAUGGAUCUUGUGAAUUUGUUUCAGAUGAGCGGGCUUGGCAUUGCUUUAGUUGAGAAGACCUUCAUUCGAUUCGUAUUUACUCAAAAGGCUUUUUUCCCUGUGGAUUUCCCAUCCAUCUGGCUGUUCCAGGGAUCUACGGAGAAAGACAGUUGAAUGCCACCGUCGAUGUUCACAAAAGAAUGGGUUUCCAUUCAAGGUGGCCAUUGGUGGGACAAGCACCAGCGGCACUUUGUGUGAUCAGCAUGCUACUGUGCCUGCCUCUCACAUCAUGCACAGCCUGCCCACAGAAAUGCCGCUGCGAGGACCUGCAGUUUUACUGCGACACACAGGGACUCCUGGCGCCCCCAGACGGCGUGGACAGAGGAGCCUUGGGACUCUCGCUCCGGCACAACAGCAUCAACGAGCUUAACCCUGAUCAGUUCUUCGGCUUCACCCAGCUAACCUGGCUCCAUUUGGACCAUAACCAAAUACUCAACGUGCAUGAAGAUGCCUUCCAGGGGCUUUACAAGCUCAAGGACCUGAAUCUGAGCUCCAACCGCAUCACCAAGCUGCCCAACACAACCUUCAUCCACCUCAUCAACCUCCAAAUCCUGGAUCUAUCCUUCAACCAGAUGACUGCACUGGAGCCUGAGCUCUUUCACGGGCUUCGGAAGCUCCAGAUCCUCCACCUGCGGUCCAACUUCCUGCGGACCACACCUGUCAGGGCCUUCUGGGACUGUCGGAGCCUGGAGUACCUUGGCUUAAGCAACAACCGGCUUCGGAGCCUGGCGCGGAAUGGAUUCGCUGGGCUAAUAAAGCUACGGGAGCUCCAUUUGGAACACAACCACUUGACCAAGAUCAAUCUGGCCCACUUCCCACGUCUUGUCGCACUCCAGUUCCUCUAUCUGCAGUGGAACAAGAUUAACAAUUUAACAUGUACCAUGGAGUGGGAGUGGACCACUCUGGAAAAACUGGAUCUAACUGGGAAUGAGAUACGCACGCUAACCCCUGAAGUGUUUGAAACUUUACCGAACCUUAAGGUUCUGCUGCUGGAUAACAACAAGUUGACCAGCCUUGAUACCCAAACCACGGAUAUGUGGAAGUCUCUGAACGCCAUCGGGUUGUCCAACAACCUUUGGGAAUGUACAAAAAAGAUCUGCAAUUUGGCCAGUUGGCUUAGUAAGUUUAAGGGUCGAUGGGAACACUCCAUCCUAUGCCACAGCCCUGAGUACACACAGGGUGAGGAAAUACUAGAUGCUGUUCAUGGAUUCCAACUCUGUCAAAACAUCUCAGCACCUGUUGUACUGACCAGCACCACGAUGGAGGCCACGUUACCCCAACAGUUCACUAGCUCCUUUUUUGGGAAUAUGCAGACACCAACACAGGACUUCUACCCUGAGGAUUUUGGGAGCUUUACCAUUGUCACCACUACUACUACCACCACUCAAACCCCUCAAACCACCAUGGCUACCACCAUGGUGGAUGGGGAAGAUGUUACCGAGGACUACGGCAUGAUGGACAACACCCUACUGACCCAGAGAGUCAUUAUAGGUACCAUGGCCCUUUUGUUUUCUUUCUUUCUCAUCGUUUUUGUAGUGUACAUCUCACGAAAGUGCUGCCCUCCCACUCUGCGACGGAUCCGCCACUGCUCGGCCAUUCAGAACCGGCGACAGAUGAGGACCCAGCAGAGGCAGCCAAUGGCAGACCUGGCCACACAGGUGCCCUAUAACGAGUAUGAGCCGACACACGAAGAAGGUGCACUAGUGAUCAUUAACGGCUACGGGCAGUGCAAGUGUCAGCAACUGCCUUACAAAGAGUGUGAAGUAUAAACACUUUAUUUAUUUCUGCAGUUUAUGGGUUUUGCCAUUUCAACCAUUUCGAAAGAUACAGGGUUUGUUUUGGGAACUUUUUCAGCUUGUAAACAAAAGGAAAUAAUGAGCAUUAAUUCUUUAUACUGGUUUUGGAAAUCAAUGAAAACUGGAAGGUCACAAGGACGAAAUUGAAACAAGAUGUAUAAAGAAGCUCAAGUUUAUUUUUAUAGUAUGAAAGCAAGGUUCAUAUCAAGCUGGGGCAAUCAAUCUCAGAUGGUCGUUCAUGAGAUUUGUCAAUGCGUUAUUAGUCACUUAUCCAGCAGCACAGAAAAGACAAGAGAGAAACAUAAAGCCAAAAUCAUCUGGAACUUUGAGGUCCAGAAAAAAAAACUAUGUAUGAAACUGCAUUCUUAUUCUGUUAAAUGUUUCAAUUUUAUAAUGUGGUAAGAAGUGCUGUUGCAUAUGAUGCACAGAAACACAAAUCUGACAAAAGAGAGAGAGAGAGAGAGAAAAGAGAUUUUUAUGGUGCACGAUAGACUACACUAUAGAUCUCACUUAUCACCUUAAAAAGAAAAAAAAAGAAAAAAAAAAAAAAAAGAAGGUAAAAAUGAGUGGUUUAUGGUUGGGUUCAAAGAGCAUUUUUACUCAUGUUUUUUUUUUUUUUUUUUUUUUUUUAUUAUGGAGGAAGAGCACUGUAAAAUUGUACCACGUCACAUUUAGCUCAUGAGUCUAACGAGGGAAUUCAACAAAUCAAACGGUUACUUCGUCAAAAUAAAUAUGUCAUGUUUAUUUCUGUUUGAUCUAGCCAAGAUUUCAUUUCAUCUAACGAGAACAGUUGAUGACCUUCUGUUUUAGUUUGUUUUUUUUUUUCCCUCAACAAGUUACACCCCCAUCUCCAAAAUGUGAAAAGCUUAGCACUGUGUGUUAAAAGGCUAAUGUCCAAUGCGUUACCUUUGCUAACUGUCUGGCUCGCUCCGUCUACUGUGACGUCAGCAGGGAUUAAAUAAAUGUUACACGUUUGCUCACCUUGCCAUUAUGUAUAUGCACAUUCUUAACAAGUUAAAACAAAAAAGAUUAAAAAAAAAAAAAAAAAGAAGAUGGCUCGGAUAUAAAUACUCCAGCCUGUCAAUGACAUUCACUGUGACUGUUCACUGCUGCUUUACCCAUUGCAUACUGCGUAAAUGACUGUAGAGAUGAUUCACAAUACGGUAGAGGAAAAUAAAUCCUCCAGCAAAUGAAAAGGAAAGAAGGAGAAAAGAUGCAAGAGAACUGGUAGGGAAAUACACAAAAAUAACCACAAAAAAAAAAAAAUCUGACAAAAAUAUAUUCCCCCAGGCCUGGUAACAGCGUUCCUCAAAAAAAAAAGAGAAAAAAGAAAAAAAGAAAGCAGAGCCCAUAAUCACAUGUGACAGCUUGAAGAUUGAACCAAUUAAGGACGAGGAAAAAAAUAAUCUAAUAUUCUGUCACCCACACCACUGCUCCAACAAGAUUUAGACUGCUUGGGCAUUCGGCUGAGGCACUCGCACAUACCAGUGUCCUCCACUUUCACAUAAAGGGUUUUCUUUUCUAGGUUUUCUCUUUUUCUAUUGUUUUUUUUUUUAUUGCUUUGAUUGACAACUCCUGAUGCUGGUUUUCAGAGAGGCAGGGGCGAGGAGGUUCUUUAUCUGACAAUCUUGAGGAUAUUACUGACAAGGUGUGGCAGGGAGGCAGUGAUGAAUGACAGAAGGAGAGAAGUGAAAAG
Pangasianodon hypophthalmus (striped catfish) is the source of this 6394-nucleotide messenger RNA. RefSeq names its product leucine-rich repeat transmembrane neuronal protein 2. The record is from RefSeq and is a predicted model, not a curated record. The transcript has 2 exons. The coding region runs from base 3043 to 4671 and encodes 542 amino acids. NCBI's taxonomy places the organism in Eukaryota, Metazoa, Chordata, Actinopteri, Siluriformes, Pangasiidae. Gene Ontology annotation, molecular function: protein binding.